This is a messenger RNA of Caenorhabditis angaria, 3802 nucleotides long. Lineage: Eukaryota; Metazoa; Nematoda; Chromadorea; Rhabditida; Rhabditidae. The record is from the annotation of a GenBank genome assembly.
AUGUUCCCCAGCGAAUUUUCGGCCCGCAUCCAACAUUUUCCCCAUUUUUUCCAACAGAAACGCAACGUGAAAUGCAGUGCUGAAAGAGUUCGAUUGCUCGAAAAUGGCGAGUUACCGGAACUCAAGUAUUUGGAUGGUUGUGAGAUUCGAGAAGCUGGUGAGGGGUGAGUUACUGUAGGAGGGUACUCUGGGGUUAUUGUAGUUUUUUCGAAUAGAAUACUGUAGCUUCGUUUUUUGUAGCCCAGAUUACUGUAGUCGAGAAAAUGUUUUGCAGUUCGGGUUACUGUAGCUUUUCUGCUGAAUUAUUUUACCGUUUGGACUACGGUAAGUGGUUCCUACAGUAACCCGAACUGCAAGCAUUUUUUCUAGUUUUUUGCACUCCAGAUCACUGUAGCUAAUCUCUGGCCUACAGUAACCCGCACUACACAAAUUAGAAAAGUAAUUUGCAAGUUUUGAAUGUCACAAGAAGCUACAGUACCCCAAACUGCAAACAAUUUUUGCUAUUUUUUGCAAAAAGCUCAGAAAAAAUAUUUUUUUGCAGUUCGGAUUACUGUACUACAGUAACCCGAACUGCAAAUUUUUUACGAAUUUUUGGUUUCAGACUCGGAAUAUUUUGCGAUCGUCAGGGAGUUACUCGAACCUCGUAUCACAUGGAGCUGAUGUCGAAUCUGAUGAAUUCGGAAUUUUAUCCAAGAGAUGUGAGUUGAGAGAGAGAGUGAGAGACGCAGAGAGGCAGAUGGUUAGGGACGCAGACAGCUAUGGUUAGAGACGCAGAGUGCCAGACGGUUAGGGACAAACAUUGCGAGAUACAGACAGCUAGAACUAAUUCUAGAGUAAUAGACACAUGGUUAGAGACGCAGAGUGUCAGACAGGCAGAGUGCUAGAGACGCAGACAGCUUCUCUGAAUCUCAAAUUCAAUUCUGUUCCAGUUCCUAUCGGAUGUUUCAAUUGUCACUACAAUCUCCGCUUUAAGAAGUCUGCUCCAACAAUGGAUUGGAUCUGAAAGAUCAGAAUAUUACCAACAAAAUCCGCAUUUUUGUCAGAAUUUUGGCGGGAAAUUGUAUUUUCAUACAAUCUCGGAUUUCACCUCGCCAAUUGGAACUUCGAUGAAUAUGAUACAUAAAUAUAGAAUUACUGGAUCGAGGGGAACUUGGUGAGUGGGGUUUGGGGAGAGGCAGAGACGCUAGAGGGCUAGAGAUGCAGAGAAAGUGGCUCCAAACUUCUGAGAGCUUUUUUACUUUAGAAAAAUCUAAUUUACAAAAUUAUUCGUGUUGAGAAAAUUCACUGUUUCAAAAUUUCUAAAUUUUCCAAACAGAAAUUUUAAGAUGAUAUUGUGUACAUUUUCUUCUUUUUACAAAAAAUGUAUGAUAUUUGAAAAGAGAAAUUUUAAGUUAAUAAUAAUUUGUUUUCAAUUUCACAAAAUUAUCCACUUGUAUAAAUUCCAAAAAAAAAUCACUGUUACAAAAAUUUUACUAAUUUUGAAUAUUUUUUUUUUCGGAUCGAUUAAACGAUUUAUUUUAAAUUUUUGAAAAAAAAAAAGUUUUUGAAAAAUUUCACAAAUUUUUUUAAUGAAGAUUUGUUUUCGCUCAUCGAUCGAAUUAUCUUUUGUUCCGAUUAUUUUAUGCAAAUUUUUUGUUGUGAAUUAAAAAAAUAAUUUUAAAAAAAUUCACUGUUUUAAACAUUUCUCAAAGAAAUCUAAACAAAAAUUGAAGUUAUUAGUAUUUUUUCAAUUCAGCAGAAAAAGUUAUCGAAAAAUUCACUGUUUCAAAAAUUUAUGAAAUUUGAAACCAGAAAUUUUAAGUUGAUAAAUUUGUACUUUCAUACUUCACAAAAACAUCCACUGAAUUUCAGUUUUUAGAGGAUAAAUUCCGAAAAAAAAUAACUGUUUAAAAAAUUUCACUAAUUUUGAAUAAUUUUUUCUCGAAUCGAUGAAACGAUUUAUUGUAUAUUUUGAAAAAAAAUUUGUUUUUGAAAAAUGCACUGUUUCAAAACUUCCACAAUAUUCAAUGAAUUUAUUUCAUAGUGAUUUUCGUGGUAUAGUGAAUAAAAAAAACCUCUAGAAAAAAUAUCCGAAAAAAUUCACUGUUUCAAGCAAUUGGGAAAUUUUGAAACUGUUUUUCGAAUUAAUGCUAAUUCUUUUUCUUCACCAGAAUAUUUGAUAAAAACUUUCCGUUCUGAAAUUUCUAUUAGAAAAAUUCACCAAAUAAAUUUUGAAAAAAAAUUAAAAAAUUAUUCGUGUUGAGAAAAUUCACUGUUUCAAAAAUUUAUGAAGUUUGAAAAGAGAAAUUUUAAGUCAAUAAUAACUUGUUUUCAACUUCACAAAAUUAUCCACUUGUAUAAAUUCCGAAAAAACUCACUGUUUCAAAAAUUUCACAAAUUUUUUUAAUGAAGAUUUUUUUCGCUAAACGAUUGAAUUCUGUUUCGUUUAUUUUAUGAAAACUUUUUGUUGUGAAAUAAAAAAAAAUAUUAUCAAAAAAAUUCACUGUUUCAAAAAUUUAUGUAAGUCGAAAAUAAAAAUAUGAAUUUAGUACUGCCUUUAAUUCUGUCGGAAAAUGUCAUCAAAAAAUUAACCGUUUCAAAAAUUCUAAAUUUUACCAAACAGAAAUUUUAAGUUAAUAUAGCAUAUAUUUUCUUUGCAGAAAAACGAUUGAAAAAAUUCACUGUUUCAAAAAUUCAUGAAAUUUGAAAACAGAAAUUUUAAGUUGAUAUAAUUCUGUUUUCAUACUUCACAAAAACAGCCACUUGUAUAAAUUCCGAAAAAAAUCGCUGUUUCAAGAAUUUGGGAAAUUUUGAAACUGUUUUCGAAUUAAUGAAAAUUAUUUUCUUCUGCAGAUAAAUUUUGAAAAAAAUCACUGUUUCAAGUAAUCAUGAACUUUCUAAACAGAAAUAUGAAAUCAAUAAUAAUUUUUUUCAAAUCUUCGCAAAAAUAUUCACUGUUUCAAAAAUUCUACAAUAUUCAAUAAAUCAAUUUCAAAAUGAUUCCACAGCAUUUUGUUGAAGAUAUAAAUUUUGCAGGUCAGAAUACUUGAAUAACUGGAAUUUCGGAAUCGCAAAACUUCGUCUCCAAAAUGGAAUUGUGAUCGCUUAUACUUAUCGAUUUGACGCAAUUUUUCGGGAAAAACCAAUCGAUAUUAUGCUAAAUUCAAAGCAACUCGAUUUUUUGUUUAUUGGAGCGAUUUUGACUGGAAAAGAUGUUUUUAUUUAUCGGGUAAGAGUUUGAGCUCAAAAUUUUAGGUGAAAUUCGAAAAUUCAAAAAAAAUGCCACGUGGAAAUUUUGAAACUGAGUUUUGAAAAUUAAAAAAUUUGGAUUUUUUCGCGCAAAAAUUCAAAAUUAAAUUUCACAUGGCUAUAGUUUUUCAAAAAAAAUGUUUUUGAACCAAAUUUGAAAAUUCUAGAACUCAGAAUAUGAUGCCACGUGGAUUUUUAGCUUUAAAUUUGAUGCCACGUGAUUUCUGAGCUUAAAAUUUAAUGCCACGUGAUUUCCAAGCCUGAAAUUUUCAGAAAUUUCAAUGCCACGUGGUUUCUGAGCUGGAAAAUUUCUCAAAAUUCCAUAUUUUUCCAGAGAAUCCACGUCACCAACACAUCAUUCCUUCACUCAAAAUUGAGCUAUCAAAAAUUGUGGAAUGAACUUUGUGAAGAAUCCAAAUACGGUCUCGAAAUGAUGUUUUCCAUUGAUCUUCCCGAAUUUUUCUCGGAUUUAUUGAAAAAAAGUCGAAAUUUGGAAGGAGUUUAUUCACUUUCAAAUGUUUUCAAAGAAUUUCGAUUAUUGCGGAAAUAUGGAAGAUGUCCGCUGAUUUUUUGA